This is a messenger RNA of Phanerochaete carnosa HHB-10118-sp, 988 nucleotides long. RefSeq lists its product as uncharacterized. The coding region runs from base 41 to 811 and encodes 256 amino acids. NCBI's taxonomy places the organism in Eukaryota, Fungi, Basidiomycota, Agaricomycetes, Polyporales, Phanerochaetaceae. The record is from RefSeq and is a predicted model, not a curated record. The transcript is spliced from 4 exons.
CUUCAACACGUCGCGUCGCGUCAGAUAGUCAAAAGCAAACAUGGCGCAUCUUCCGGAGAGUCAAGCGCAGUUUGAGUACACAAAAAUGCAGCUCAUUGGCAGUCUUGGUGCCGUCGCCGAGACUAUGCGCAAUGCUGCGACCUUUGCAGAGCAGUUCGCCCAACUGCUCACCCCGCUGAGCUACCCUGGUGCACCGUUGAUGUUCCCGAACGGUCAGAUGCCCCAGAUGUUACCCCCUCAGGCGGAGCCAACCGGGGGAAAGCGCAAGGCUCGCGGCGAUGAUGAGGGCGAGGGCAAGAGGAAAAGGAAGACCAAGCCCAAGGAUCCGAAUGCGCCAAAGCGUCCUCCGUCGUCUUACCUUCUCUUCCAAAAUGAGGUCCGCCAGGAGCUAAAGGCCAAGCACCCUAACAUCCCAAACAAUGAGCUUCUGGCGAAGAUUGCCAAGGCGUGGGGUGAUAUGCCGAAGGAGCAAAAAGACAGGUAUGAGUCGAGGCACGCAGUCUCGAAGAACCAUUACCUCGAGCAAAAGAAAGAAUACGAACGCACUCUUACUGGUGGUGAUCAAGUGCCUGCUACCGAAGUACGACAGGGCGUGAACCCAGCGGUCAUUGCCCCUGCGGCUGCCCCUACACCGGCCGCCGCAUCUUCUGAUCAGGAAGACGAGGAGAACGAGGUUGGCGACGAUGAUGGAAAGGAGGUCUCUUCUUCCAGCAGUUCGGAGGAGGAGGUGGAGCGGAGGCCGCCUCCUAAGAAGUCCAAGCCAGAGAGCAAGGACGACUCUAAGGAGAAGAGGCGGAAAAGCAAGGCUUGAACAUCGCGCCACGCAGGGGCAGGGUCCAGAUUUGGAUUGGGCUGAGGAUGACGAUUGGCAGGCGUCUUGGACUGCAGAUUCCGAAGAUUACUUGCACCUAUAUUUGUUCCCCUUCCCGUAGCUUAUCUACCGUAUUGCAUAAUCUUGUACCCCGAGCAGGGACGCACCUUGGAUCAC